Babesia bigemina is the source of this 831-nucleotide messenger RNA. RefSeq names its product -Ribosome-recycling factor. The transcript has 2 exons. Bases 1 to 831 code for a protein of 276 amino acids. Gene Ontology annotation, cellular component: mitochondrion. The record is from RefSeq and is a predicted model, not a curated record. Gene Ontology annotation, molecular function: ribosomal large subunit binding. Lineage: Eukaryota; Apicomplexa; Aconoidasida; Piroplasmida; Babesiidae. Gene Ontology annotation, biological process: translation.
AUGGUGCCACGGUGGAGGCUGGCGCAGGUCAUAUGGCUCGUGAUUGCGCUGGCGUUUUCGCUACGGCACGACCUCUUGGCUGCAGCGCUAAGCGCGUAUCCGCUUUCUAGAGCUGGGGUAUGCGCGUUCGUAUCGAGGCGCCCCGCGGCUCCGCGCUGUCUGCAGCAGCUGGAUGCCAGCCGUAAGAAGAAGAACAGGAGCCAGGGGCGCACUGGUAAAGGUGGUUCGGACGGCAGAUCGGAUGACGAUGAAGUGGAGGAAUUUUUCGUGAGCGAAGCUGACCUGGAGGCCGUGUUCGCCGGUUUGCGUUCCAAGCUGAAGGAGAGCGAGCAGUUUCUGAGCAACAAAAUAAGCCGCCUCGCCUUGCACCGUGCAACUCCGUCGCUGAUUGAGUCGCUGACGGUGGAGCUGCCGGGCGAUUCGAAAGAAAAGCAACUGCAGUACGUCGCGCAGAUAAUGUCGAAGGGCCCGUAUGAGUUGCACGUGGUGCCGCUGUCGGCAGUCCACCUGGACGCCAUUUUCGUCAGUCUCAGCACGAAGCUAGUGGACUACAAGGUGUCUAUGAUGGCCGACCGCGUGUCAGUGGUCGUCCCUUCGAUGACGGAGGCGAUGGUGCGACAAGCGCGUUCCGUCGUGAAGGAGACGUUGAACGAGGUGAAGACCCAGAUCCGCCUCACGAGGCAGGCCGUUAUAAAGAAGCUGAAGCACCUGCACCAGGCCAUGAGCGACGACAUGUUCUUCCGUCAGCAGAAGGAGGUGGAUGCCGUUGUCAAGCAAUCCGAGAAGCGCGUCGACGAGGUCGCCAACGAAGCUCUGCGGGGGCUCGCCUGA